Oppiella nova is the source of this 1461-nucleotide messenger RNA. Lineage: Eukaryota; Metazoa; Arthropoda; Arachnida; Sarcoptiformes; Oppiidae. The record is from the annotation of a GenBank genome assembly.
AUGUCUGUGAUCUGUAUUAAAUUGGCAAAACCUACAUCUAAUGACUCGGACGGGAAUAUGAUGUUUAAAAAUAAUGUAUUUAAUGAGACGACAAGUGAAUCGACAACUGAGAAAAUAAAUGUAGUUUUCGAUGCCUUUAAGUCGACAUUCAAUAAGAGCUACAAUACAUCGGAGAAUGAGAUGAGAAAAACUAAUUUCUUGAAAUCCAUUGACUUUAUCGCCAAACAUAACCAAUUGUUUUUGAACGGCACUGUCAGCCACGGCUUGGCGCCCAAUAAAUUCAUUGAUCUGUCGGACGACGAGUUAUCAACAAUAAUACGACAGCAGAAUAUUCGCAAGAAUUUUAAUCUACAAAAUUCUGUGCCUCGAAAGCAAGGGAUUGUGUACGAUGUGGACAGUUGUGUACUGCCCCUGGAGUUUGAUUGGCGUGUAUUGGGUAAAGUGACGAAAGCCAAGGAUCAGAUGAGUUGCAACUGUUGCUAUGCGUUCACCGUCGUGGCCACCAUUGAGAGUGCGAUCGCUAUUCACCGCAAUCUGUCGGCACAUCCUCGCGACGAUACGGACGCCCCGUCCAUAGAUCUAUCGGAGCAGCAAAUAGUGGACUGCUCUGCCUCUGCAAAGUAUCACAACAACGGCUGUCAAUACGGAUAUAUAGACGACACCUAUCAGUAUGUGAUGGACAGAGGCGUUGUCACGGAAGCCGAUUAUCCGUACAUCGAAGCAAAGUCUGUGUGUUUGGAUGAAAUACAAACAAACCGCACAUAUAUCGCCAAAUUCAACCACUUGUCACAUCCGGGUAUAAAUCAAAUAAAGGAUGUAAUCUAUAGGAGUGGACCCGUCAUCGCACUCAUCAAUAACGAUGGCCUCGAUUUCAUUUUCUAUAAUCGAGGUAUAAUCAAAACUCCGGACAAAAGCCAUAGGGAGAGGAAUUACAAUCACGCGGUGGUUAUAGUGGGAUGGGGUCUACACAAUGGCACCGAGUAUUGGAUUGUGAAGAAUAGUUGGUCUCAAGACUGGGGAUACAAUGGGUUCGCUAUGAUUGAGUUCGGGGUCCGAGGAAUCAAUGAUUAUAUUUAUUAUCCAAUUCUGGACGAUACGGAUGACAAGAAUUUUAACCACACCUUAAUCAUUGUAAUGUGGAUGAAAAAUGCCAACACACUCUCGGAAUCUAAUUUACUUAACAAAAGUCCAUUGCCUCAAUUUAAUCCGACACCAGGAUCUUUAAUUAACACGAGAAUCGAUGAGACAAAUGACAACAACACUGUGUUUCCCACGACUAUCGGUAUAUUCACAACAAUAAUACCUAUGAAUAACAGCAUCACUGAUGAGGACUUAUGCUGUUAUGAGACGUCCGUCGGCUCUGUCGGUCACAUCAGCGAUGAUUUGCCGCCAAAUUAUGAACAAAUUCAUCAAAAUAAUGAUCGGUUGCCAACCUAUGAAGAAAUCACGCAAAAUGUCUAG